Cyphellophora attinorum is the source of this 768-nucleotide messenger RNA. RefSeq lists its product as uncharacterized. The transcript has 2 exons. Lineage: Eukaryota; Fungi; Ascomycota; Eurotiomycetes; Chaetothyriales; Cyphellophoraceae. Gene Ontology annotation, biological process: poly(A)+ mRNA export from nucleus. The coding region runs from base 1 to 768 and encodes 255 amino acids. The record is from RefSeq and is a predicted model, not a curated record. Gene Ontology annotation, cellular component: nucleus.
AUGUCACAAUAUGCGAAAGAGACGGUAGCCAAGCUGCAGGAAAUCCUCAAGGCUCGUUCAUUACCGACGUCUGGCAAGAAGGCAGAUCUUGUUGCACGAUUACAGGAGGCCGAUCAAGCGGCUGAAGUCAAUGAGGCUGACGCUGCACCUCCAGCGCCGUCAACAUCCGCUCCACCUGCACAGACGCCGGCAACGAUCGAGCAAGAAGCCGCACCCGAGACCGAAGCGACCGAUGCGCCCGAAGCUGCGCCUACUGAGGACCCAGUAGAUGCGACAGAGGCCGCGCCGCAACCUGACUACUCCCUACAUCUGCAAGCGAGUACACUCGACGCUGAACUUGAGAAGCGUAAAGCCCGUGCUGCGCGUUUCGGGACAGGCAACAACGAUGCGUCGGAGACGCCAGCCGAGGCCGGUGACACAGAUCAAGAAAAGGCCCUAGCCAGAGCGCAGAGAUUUGGUCUCUCAGCUUCAGAGACGACGACCAUUGGAAAGUUGGAUGGUGCGCUGUCAACAGAGAAUGCCAAAGGCCGGAGACGUGGGCCGAAGGAGGGAGCACAGAGCAAUGGAAAUGCUGCGUUCGAUGAUCCAGGUCUGAUACGUCGAGGUGGGCGCGGUGGAAGAUUUGGAGGGCGUGGUCGAAACAGGCGCGAGGGUAGUGCCGGUGCGAGACCUACCGGUGUCGAGAAACGAGGCGGCGGCGGCGGCGGCUACAGCGAUGCAGAUCGCAAGGCGGCAGAAGCGCGGAAAGCCCGUUUCGCUCAGAGCUGA